Messenger RNA from Cuscuta europaea, 2228 nucleotides. The record is from the annotation of a GenBank genome assembly. NCBI's taxonomy places the organism in Eukaryota, Viridiplantae, Streptophyta, Magnoliopsida, Solanales, Convolvulaceae.
GCAACUUUUUCAUUGAUCCAUGUGGACAAAGGUACGAUAACUAAUGGGUACUACAGAAUCUACUUAUUUUUUGUGUGUGAAAUUAUGAUACCGUUGUAUACACGUAGAUGGCAAAAAAAGAAAAAUAUGCCAGGCAAAAUACCGACAUAGGUGGGGGGAUAUGGAGCAGACAAAUUCGUCCCGCACUUCCAUCCGCGCUUGAGCCGUUGUGGAAGCUUUCAUUUUAGUUUCGUUGGUCAAUAUACACCUUACCUGGACUUCCACACAGCGACAUCUAUUGCCUAGAUUUUGUACAACCAACGUUUUGGCAGUUGCGUUUGAAGUCACACCCCACGUUUCUCCUACCCAUUACACCUUCUCUCCCCUCUCUCUUUCAAGUUGAGGUUUCUCUGGGGUUUUCUUUCUGGAUUAUCAUAAUCCCAUCUGUUAUAAAUCUCGUGCCAUUUCACCCUCCUUCCGUUUCUUUCAAUUCCAUUUAUACCCAAGAACCGCCUUUUAUCAGGGGUGAAUUCCUCUUCUAGAUUAGUCUGUGUGAGUAAAACGGCAAAUUUCUCAGUUUUAUAGCAGAAAGAUCCGAUCUUUAACCCUCCAGCCCCGUUCUUGCAUCGAAAUUCGUCAUUUGAAAACGGGAGAAAUGGUUAGGUUUUGGGCGUCUGUGAUUUUAUUAGUUAUAGCAGUGAUGAUUGGUGGGGAUGGUGGUGGUGGGGUUGAAGGGUUGGGGGUGAACUGGGGGACGAUGGCCACCCACAAGCUGCCGCCCAAGAAGGUGGUUCAGAUGCUGAAAGACAAUGGGAUUCAGAAGGUCAAACUAUUUGAUGCAGAUAGCUCGACGAUGAAUGCUCUUGCAGGGUCUGGCAUUGAAGUAAUGGUUGCCAUACCUAAUGACCAGCUUCUUUCCAUGAAUGAUUAUGACAGGGCUACGAAAUGGGUGAAGCGUAAUAUCACACGUUACACCUUCAAAGGAGGCGUCAACAUAACAUAUGUUGCUGUUGGUAAUGAGCCUUUCCUUACUUCAUACAACAACUCCUUCCUUAACACAACCUUUCCGGCACUUCAAAAUAUUCAAACUGCUCUAAACAAGGCCGGGUAUGAGGGCACCAUUAAGGCUACCGUACCCUUAAAUGCUGAUGUGUAUAACUCUCCUGCAGACAACCCUGUACCUUCAGCCGGCAGGUUUCGGAAAGAUAUUAAUCCACAGAUGAGCCAGAUUGUUGAAUUCUUGAACCAGAACCAAGCACCCUUCACUGUGAACAUAUACCCCUUCUUAAGUCUCUAUGCAAAUCCCGACUUCCCAGUCGACUAUGCUUUCUUUGAUGGGGGCACACCGGUACUCGAUAAUGGGAUCCAAUACACCAAUGUAUUUGAUGCCAACUUUGACACGCUGGUUUCGGCCCUAAAGGCAGCCGGGUAUGGUGACAUGCAAAUUUUGGUCGGAGAAGUGGGGUGGCCCACCGAAGGUAACAUUAAUGCGAAUGUCAAUUUAGCCUACAGAUUCUAUAAAGGACUUUUACAAAGACUGGCAGCUAGUAAAGGAACGCCCCUUCGGCCUGGGUACAUAGAGGUGUACUUGUUUGGGCUCAUUGACGAGGAUGCUAAGAGCAUUGCUCCGGGUGACUUUGAGCGCCACUGGGGAAUAUUCCGGUACGACGGGCAGCCGAAGUUCGCGAUGGACCUUUUUGGUCAAGGACAGGAGAAACUUCUCGUGGGCGCACAAGAUGUGAAGUACCUCAAAAGUAAAUGGUGCAGCUUAAAGUCGGAUGCCAAGGAUUUGAGCAAACUCGCCGAAAAUAUCAACUAUGCUUGCACGUUUUCGGAUUGCACGGCGCUUGGUUAUGGAUCUUCGUGCAAUGGGUUGGACGCGAAUGGGAAUGCAUCCUAUGCAUUUAAUAUGUACUUCCAGGUGCAGAACCAAGAAGAGGAUAGCUGCAAUUUUCAAGGUCUAGCAGUGGUGACUGACAGUAACAUAUCUCAAUCGAAUUGUAACUUUACCAUCCAGAUAGCCACUUCUUUCUCACCUGACAUGUUGCCGGGGAGCUUUGUGCUUAUAGCUGGCUUUGCAUUGUUAGGGUUGUUCUGAUCUCUUGUGUAGAUAUUUUCUUAGCUGUUCUAUUUUUUAUGGUCAUUUUAUUUGAUACUGCUGGGUAGAUAAUGUUUCUGUGAGACGCUACAAGCCCUGUUGAUGAUUUAAUAAAUGUUCUGUUUCUUUUCUCUUCUAGUUUAGGCAUAAU